GUGAUGUACGUGAUGUUAAAGACUUAAAUAUGUAACCGUGUUCUCCGCGUUGCAAUAGUUGCUUACGCCUUGAUAAAUUAUAUUUCAAGUUAAUAUUGGAUUUGUCCAGCCGUUGCGACCAUGAACCCUUCUAGAAGAAGCGAAAGUGAAUGGCAAGGUUUGGUGAACGAGUUCCUGGUGUGCAAGAGAAAGCUGGAGAGUAAAAAGGAGGCACUGCUGAUCUUAUCAAAAGAGCUGGACACCUGCCAGCAGGAAAGGGAUCAGUUCAAACUGAUGGCAAACCAACUUCGGGAGCGCCACCAAGGGCUGAAGAAAAAAUACAGAGAGCUCAUAGACGGUGAUCCCUCUCUGCCUCCUGAAAAAAGAAACCAAGUCAAUCUGGCCCAGUUACUGAGAGACUCAAGAGAACAGAACAAACAGCUGUAUGAAGAAAUGAAGGAGCUGAAUCAACGUUUAGCAGAGGUGCAGGGUGAUAACAAGCUGCUGAGGAUGACCAUUGCAAAGCAGCGUCUAGGGGACGAGGAGGUGGGGGCACGUCACUUUCCAGCCCAUGAGAGAGAAGAUCUUGUUCAGCAGUUAGAGAGAGCUCGAGAACAGAAUGAAGCACUGGAACAAAGCUUAAAGGCAGCCACGGAUGAACUUCAGGAUGUAAGAGCAGAGCAUAAUGUGUACCAAGACAAAGCCCAGAGGCUAAAUGUGGAAAUUAACCACAUCCUGGGGAGCCAUGACAACCGCAUCCUGGAUGUAGAUGCUCUGUGUAUGGAGAACAGAUAUCUGCAUGAAAGGCUGAUGCAGCUUCAGGAGGAGGUCAGCCUCCUUAAAUCAAAUGUCAUGAAGUACAAGAGUGCUUUAGAGAGCAAGAAGAACUGCAAAGUGUAUGGCAAAGCAAACAGCACUGCUCUCACAGGUGUUCUCUCUGCCAAACAAGUACAAGAGCUGUUGCUGUCUGAAGAGAAUGGCUGCAGUCUUCCGGUCACCUCUCAGUCCAUCACUGACCUGAAGUCUCUGGCCACUGCACUGCUGGAGACCAUUCACGAGAAAAAUAUGGUCAUUCAGCACCAGCGGCAAACCAACAAGAUCCUGGGAAACCGGGUUGCAGAACUGGAGAGGAAGUUAAAAACAUUGGAAGUAUCUGGGUUGUGGAGUCUGCCAGGCAUCACCUACAAUGUGUCUCUUGGAUUAGGGAGUACGUUUUUCAUUCAAUAUAAUUUUUUGAUCAUAAAACACACUCUCAGUUUUGUUAACUGUAAAAACAAAUGUCUGUUCAAGUAUUGUUUAUGUGAAAUUAUACUUUACAUUACAUGUGCAGGAAGAAAAGCUAUUAUUGUUCUUAGUGACUCCCAGAAUGUCCAAUCCUCCACCGAACAGUCAGUACACUUAACACCAGAGUCAAUGGGAGAUGAAGAGAUUGUCACUGGAGAGGAGGUCACAGAAGACACCGCACUCAGUACAGACUUUGAUGCGGUUGCAGUUGAGGUGAAUCAAACACAUGAUAAUUUUAACUCUACGUAUUCUGUCUCACAGCCUCCACAAUGCGGUAAACCAGUCGAAAGCAUUCCAUCUGUGGAAACGACAGAGUGUAAAACUCUCGGGUCUUGUGACUCUCAGAACCCAGUAUAUCUCUCUGAGAUGGGGGCAGAAGAAUGUGAGUUGCAAGCAAGACAAUGUGAUGAAGAUCUGGUAAGCCGUAGACAUCAGCUCAUGCACACAGAAGAGCCUUUCAUAAAUUCAGAAGAGGAAGCUGUGGAAAAUGAUGUUUGUGUUCAUUCUGAAGUGGGCCCUGAUAUUCAAGAGCCAUUCGAGCUCAACCUGCCAUUGACAUCAGAAACUUGUGGCGAUUUUCACUCACUUUCUGAGUCAGUGGUGUGUACACUAGACCAGAUAAAAGAGCGAUCGGACAGUGAAGAAACCGAACGUGCUUCCUCAAACUCAAGUCCUUCUCAGAAGCCGUCGGAACAGGAAUGAAUGGUGUUUUUUGUAUAUUGAAAGCUUCAUCAUUUAGAAGAUUGAACAGUUAAUAACAAAAAGACUUCGGCAAAAGAGUUUAAGAAGAAGUCCCCAAUGUCCAAAAGAAUAAUUCAUUAUUUAAAUGAAGGAAAAACUGAAUAAGAAGUUGCAAAAUAAUUUGCCUGAGGAAAGCUGAUUAAAGCAGUGACAGGAUGAAUACUGAAAUGAACGACUUUAUUUCAAAGUAUAAGACCCGAAGAAACAAUAAAAUCCCUUUCUGGUGGUUUUCAAUCAAUCAAAACUUAGAAGCAGAAUCUUCAUUUGCAGCUAUGAUGAGAUUACCAGCGGAUAUAAAAAUAUUAUUUUUGUUACCUUAAGCUAUUAUUGUGAUAGCAUCCAUUUAAAAAAUAUUUACGUGUCUUGAUUGUAUUAAAUAUAAUUGUAAACGCUUCAAAGGUGUAUUUGUGGGUAAAACUUCAACCUCUGUGUGGCUUCGUUCAUUUCUGAUAAUCGCAAAAAAUCGAAACUUCUUCCAUGUACUUUCUCUUAAAAAUAAAGGUGCUUCACGAUGCUAUAGAAGAACCUUUCUGUUACACAAAAGGUUCUUUGUGACGAAUAAAGAUUUUAUUCAGAUUUUAAAAAGUAAGAAAGAGAUGGUUCUUAUAAGAACUGAAUGGAAUGAAUCCUUUGACUGAAUGGUUCUUCUAUGACAUCCAUGUGAAGAACCUUUUAAGCACCUUUAUUUUUAAGAGAAUACUUUCUUUUUACACUGUAUGUUGGUUUCAACUAUUAUGUUUUGUCGCUUUUAAUUUACGUCUUAUUUAUUAUAAUUUAUCUUGAGUGUAAUAGUGCUUGUGAAUGUUAAUGUAAAUUCAGACAGUAGAUCUCUCUAAUGCACUGUAAAAUACAGCAAAGAUUAAAUUGGAAGAGUUAAGCAGCUGAAAGUUUAUUAUACAUUUGUUGUGAUUCAUGAAAGUACUGCAUUGCAAUUCAACCGUUGCUUGCAUUGACACAUUCUACUGCUGUGUUGUAUAGGAAGCUGUAUGAAAUGUAAUGUAUUUAGUCAUUUUCUUAGAUCAGAAAGUUCCCAAACUUUAAUGCGAGGUACUCCUGUGCUAUGGAAAAAAUGUUUGUUUAUAUUGUUAGACAUUGACCUGUUUGACUGGCUACUCGAUGUUGCACAUCACAGUGUUUUAUUGAAAUAAACUGACAGGUUACAACCCUUA
Triplophysa dalaica is the source of this 3173-nucleotide messenger RNA. It is a transcript of the gene ccdc149b, whose product is annotated as coiled-coil domain containing 149b. The transcript is spliced from 12 exons. The record is from RefSeq and is a predicted model, not a curated record. Bases 121 to 1965 code for a protein of 614 amino acids. Lineage: Eukaryota; Metazoa; Chordata; Actinopteri; Cypriniformes; Nemacheilidae.